Molecule: messenger RNA, 1476 nt
Organism: Desarmillaria tabescens
Lineage: Eukaryota; Fungi; Basidiomycota; Agaricomycetes; Agaricales; Physalacriaceae
Product: serine carboxypeptidase
Exons: 10
Coding region: 1-1476 (491 amino acids)
Biological process (GO): proteolysis
Cellular component (GO): fungal-type vacuole
Molecular function (GO): serine-type carboxypeptidase activity
Source: RefSeq, a predicted model, not a curated record
AUGUUGUGGACCACAUUAUCCUUAAUUUGUUCUCUCCUGCUACAAAGUUGCGCAGCUGAAACGCCUCUUUGGACCAAUGGAAACUAUGGAACUUCCCAACCUCAAGCGGUGCAGAGCAAUUGCAAUAGCGACGAUGUAACCUCUCUUGCUAGCUUAUCUGUGGGCUGCUUCACGACUCUCCGACAUUCAUUGUACCCCGAGCACUCGAUCAGGAUCAAGAAGACUUCGUUCUGCGACCAAACUGUACAAGCAUAUACGGGAUACAUCGACAUUUCACAGACCCGCCAUUUAUUUUUCUACUUCUUUGAGAGCAGGAACGACCCAGUUCGGGACGACGUAGUAUUUUGGACUAACGGUGGGCCAGGCUGCUCUUCGUCUACAGGAUUAUUCAUGGAGAUGGGUCCCUGCCGCGUGCUCGACGCGCAUGGACCAAAAUACCAUCCAGACUCGUGGAACACCAACACCAAUAUAUUCUUUAUCGACCAGCCCGUUGGCACUGGGUUCUCUUAUGGCGAGACAGUCAGUACCACCGAAGACGGGGGGAGAGACAUCGCUGCUUUCAUUUCCAUAUUCUUUGAAAGUUUUAGUCAGUUUGAGGGACGGCCUUUACAUAUGGCGGGGGAGUCGUAUGGUGGACGGUUCCUUCCGUUUUUUGCGUCUGCAGUUUAUGAUAACAAUGCCUUGCUCCGGAGGAAUGGACGGCCACCGAUUAACCUGAAAUCGGUUGUGAUUGGCAAUGGCUUAACAGACAGUAUUAAGAUGGUUUUAUCUUACUUUGAUAUGGAGUGUACUUCGGUAUCCUUCCCUCCUAUCCUAAGCAUCUCGACAUGCAUAAGCAGAUGCGAGAAUUGGAUGCAAGACGCCUGUAUUGAUGUCUUUGAUUCUAUGAAUUGUGGUGCCGCGUACUCAUUUUGCCGUGCUGCAAUUGGUACACCAUACGCGAGAACGAGAAUGAAUCCGUAUGAUAUGAGCCGCGAGUGUGAUGGCGACUUUUUUGAAACGGAAUGUUAUCCCAUGAGAAAAUACAUCUCAGAGUAUCUAUCUAUUCCUUCCGUUCGCUCACUGCUCGGAGUCGACCCGGGAGUUCCAGAGAACUUCUCAGCGUGUAACUACGACAUCAUAAAUAACUUCAGCGCCUCUCAGGACGAGCUACAUCCCACGAUCACGAAAGAUCAUAUCGCUGCUCUCCUCGAACGUGGCGUUAGGGUUCUGGUAUACGCUGGUGCGAACGAUUGGUUAUGUAAUUGGGUCGGAAACGAAAGGUGGACUCUUGGGUUAGAAUGGAGUGGCCGGAAGGAUUUUGUGAGAAAGAGGCUGCAGGAAUGGGAGGUCGGCGGAAAGGUCACGGGAAAGACGCGCAGUGCGAAAGGACUGACAUUUGCUACGAUUGAUGGGGCGGGCCAUUUUGCCCCAUACGAUAAACCAAAGGAAGCACUCGUGAUGUUGCAGCGAUGGAUCGCAGGCGAAAAUCUAUAA